Molecule: messenger RNA, 1266 nt
Organism: Anopheles darlingi
Lineage: Eukaryota; Metazoa; Arthropoda; Insecta; Diptera; Culicidae
Product: delta-like protein 1
Exons: 5
Coding region: 121-1254 (377 amino acids)
Biological process (GO): cell communication; anatomical structure development
Cellular component (GO): membrane; extracellular region; cell surface
Molecular function (GO): signaling receptor binding; calcium ion binding
Source: RefSeq, a predicted model, not a curated record
CAGCCGAGGUUCUAGAUCGUAGAGGAUCAACGGACGAUCAGAUCACCAGACCCGGAGAAAGGUGAAUGCUCGAUCGUUCGAAGAUAAACCAGACGACAUUUCUGGAGCAAACCAGCCACCAUGAGUCACCACUCCACCAGCUAUCCGCUGCUCAUCGUGGGAGUACUGCUGCAGCUGAUCGCCCUGGUAGUGCCCCCGGGCUUGGCCGUCCGCUAUGUGCCAAAGUGGAAGAAGCAGGCCUGCGAGCUACCGACACCACAGAACGAAUACUCGCACUACGUCUGUGACGAUAAUGGCGAUGUGAAGUGCCUUCCGGGUUGGACCGGUGAUCUGUGCGAUGUUCCGAUCUGCAAGAAGGGUUGCGAUCCACUGCAGGGUUACUGUAAGCGACCGGGAGAGUGUCGCUGCAAGCUGGGAUUCUACGGUGAAAACUGUAACCGUUGUAUCCCGUUGCCCGGAUGUCAGCACGGGGGAUGCCAGGUUUCGUUCGAAUGCGUUUGCCACAAGGGCUGGGAUGGAAUCUUCUGCUCGGAGCCGAUCUGUCGUUCCGAUUGCCAUCCAUCACGAGGAUACUGCGAAGCACCGGGUGAGUGUCGCUGCCGGCUAGGAUGGGCCGGUCCAACCUGCCGAGAUUGCCAGGUGCUGCCGGGUUGUAUGCACGGAACGUGCACCAAACCGCUCGAGUGCAAAUGUCUGCCAGGAUGGACGGGAAUACUUUGUCAGACACCGAUGUGUGCCGCCAACUGUAGCCGGGAGCACGGAUACUGUCGUCGUCCGGGAGAGUGUCGGUGUAAGGUCGGAUGGAUGGGUGAAGAUUGCAGCAAGUGCCACGCGUACCCCGGCUGCGUUAAUGGUGACUGCCGGCGUCCGUGGGAGUGCAAUUGCAAGCCAGGCUGGGGAGGAAUGCUCUGCGAUCAGGAGCUAAACUACUGUGAGCAGAAUGCAAAUACUUGCCAGAAUGGCGGAAAAUGCAAGUCACUGAUCAAAGAGGAUGGCUACUAUCGGUGCGAAUGUCCUACCGGGUACAAAGGACGAAACUGUGAGAUUAUGCCGAUGUCGAUGACCACCACCACCAGCAGUACGAUGCAACCCACGACAGCGGCGAUCGAUAUGGAUACGUCCUCGGAGCAAGCGACCUCAUCAACCGUUGGCAGCGAAAGCCAUGAAACAUACCGCAAUUCGACGCUUCCUGGCGCGGCAAGUGACGAUUUUAGUGCCGAAUACAGCUCGGAAGAUCUCGAUAACGAGGCCUAGGAUCGGUACGGC